Uranotaenia lowii is the source of this 1767-nucleotide messenger RNA. RefSeq names its product apoptosis-inducing factor 3-like. Gene Ontology annotation, molecular function: oxidoreductase activity, acting on NAD(P)H; flavin adenine dinucleotide binding; 2 iron, 2 sulfur cluster binding. Bases 20 to 1708 code for a protein of 562 amino acids. NCBI's taxonomy places the organism in Eukaryota, Metazoa, Arthropoda, Insecta, Diptera, Culicidae. The record is from RefSeq and is a predicted model, not a curated record. Gene Ontology annotation, cellular component: cytoplasm. The transcript has a single exon.
UGGAUUUCGCAGAACCAGCAUGGGUUGUCGCUCGUCAAAGUCAAUCACUCUCAAAACUGUCGUCUCCGGUCCCGAGUCGGUGCCACCGGAUGAAGGUUUCGUUGAUGGGGUUGUGUGUAAUGAUGCGGACAUCGGCGAGGAUGAGAUGAAAGCUGUGGACCUGGAUGGGUCGAAGGUGUUGCUGGUUCGACAGCGGGGUAAACUGACGGCCAUAGGGAACAAGUGUUCGCACUACGGCGUAUCGUUGGCUAGCGGGGCACUUGGCGAUGGACGAGUUCGAUGUCCCUGGCACGGGGCCUGUUUCAACGUGGAAACCGGGGAUAUUGAAGACUUUCCGGGGUUGGAUUCGCUCCCUUGCUUCCAGGUUUCGGUGGUUAAGGGGAAGGUGCGUGUUCGAGCGAAGCGAUCCGAACUGACCACGGGCAAACGAACGAAGCCGAUGGUCGGUAGACUAGCUGGGGAUAAUCGGACGUUUGUGGUCAUUGGUGGUGGACCCUCGGGUGCGGCUUGCGUUGAAACGUUGAGGCAAGAAGGUUUUACCGGACGAAUUGUGAUGAUCAACAAGGAACCGUAUCUGCCUUAUGAUCGUAUAGCUGUGAGUAAGGCUAUGGACUUUGAGGUGGAUAAAAAGCUGCUGAGAAGGCAAGCGUUCUACGAUGAACACGCUAUAGAGACUGUAUUGGGGGUCGAGGCAAGUUCCAUGAACGUUGAAAUCAGAGAGAUUGGAUUGAGCAAUGGGAGUAGAAUCUCUUUCGAUAAGGUCUACAUUGCGACUGGAUCCAGAGCUAAGAAAGUUCCGAUUGAGGGAGCUGAUCUCGCAAAUGUUUGUGUGAUGCAAACCUAUCAAGACUCGAAACACGUAAGUGCACAGCUUGGGGAGAAUAAACAUGUGGUCAUCCUAGGCAGCAGCUUCAUCGCUUUGGAGGCUGCCUCCUACUGUGUGAACAAAGUUGCCAAAGUGACAGUAAUUGCUAGAGGUUCCAUUCCUCUGAAGGAUUCUUUUGGACCGCAGAUCGGUCAAAGAAUUUUGGAAUGGUUCAAAGAGAAGAAUGUAGCUUUUGUUUUGAACUCAGGCCUAAAACGCUGCAUAGAUGAUGGCAAUGGGAAACUCGAAUCGGUAGAACUUAUCGAUGGAUCUACUUUGAAGGCUGACUUGUGUAUUAUGGGUGUUGGAUCCGCACUCUACACCGACUUCCUCAAAGGCUCCGGAGUCAAAUUAGACUCAAACGGGGCUGUCUAUACCGAUUAUCACCAGGAAACCAACAUUCCCGGAGUCUACGCUGGAGGAGAUAUCGCACACUCACCCUUAUUUUGCGAUCAAAACAUAUCGGCCACCCUUGGACACUUUGGACUAGCUCAAUACCACGCCAAAAUUGCUGCUUUAAAUAUGGUUGAUAAACCGACAGUCGCCAGAUCGGUCCCUUUCUUUUGGACGACCCUUUUCGGCAAAAGCUUCCGAUACGCUGGUCAUCUCCCUAAGCUUCAAGACGUACUCAUCGAGGGUGAUCUGCAGGAGUUCCGCUUUGUAGCGUUCUAUUUCGAUGAGAAUGAUCACGUUAAAGGGAUGUCUUCCUGCGGAUGGGAUCCAGUUGUAGCUCAGUUUGCGGAGUUGCUAUCCCAAGGUCGGACGCUGCACCGAGAUCAAUUGAAGGAGGAUCGUUUCUCCUGGACCAAAACGAUUAGCUGUGCCGAUAGGUUGAUCAAUUAGAAAGCGCUUCUGUAGUGUAGCUUCAUAGACCUAAAUUUUAUUGUGAUAUUUAUACAUAG